CAGGGUGAAGUGUGGUGUGGGAGAUGGGGCAGGCCAGGUAAGGGGCACACAGCAGAGGCAGUUGUUGACUGUUGCAUGUCAGCCCCUCCUCCAACCUGGGGAAUGGUGGUUACCCUAUCAGCCAGCCCUCAGGUCUGUGGCUGCUGUUGAAUGCCAGGUCAGCUUGGAGUAAGUCCUCCCUCAUCCAUGAUCUGAUUGUGGAUGAGGAGGCCAAUCUGGUCUGUAUCACUCAGACCUGGGUGGGUGAGCAGAGUGGAAUACUCAGGGCAGCAUCAGGGCAGACUAGAGUUGGGGAGGAGGAGUUCCUGUUUUAGCAACACCUGGCAAGCUGUUUUAAAUCCCAACUUUAGGAUUUCAGAGUACCUUGCACAUGAUGUCAAAUAUCCAUGCCUUCCAUAAAUCUGUGUUUAUGAUCUACAGAUCUAGUGCUUGUCAACAGUGCAGAAAAUAUUGAUCCAGUAAAACUGCUAGCACAUUUGCAAAGCUAAGCAGGGUCCAGUAUGGUUUAAAAUUGGAUGGGAGGCUGUGUUGAGAUUCCAGCAUUGCUGGGGGUUGGACUAGAUGACUCCCAGGAUCCCUUCCAGCUCUACAGUUCUAUGAGUCUAUUUACCAUCAUGAAUUUUACUUAGGAUGAUAUGAAAACCAACAAAUCACAGAACACAUUCAUAGACACAAAAUUGAUGGUGUUUUUCUGAGGAUCACUUGUAGAAACUAUAAUGAUCUGUCUGGAUCUGUGCCUCAGAUCCAUGUUUGUUUGUUUUUUGUAUCAUGGCAGUGAUGGCAAACACAUGGUUCAGUCAGUGGAGACAGAUGUGAUCUGUAAUUUCAUGGUUGGGGCGGGGAGUGAGAGAAGGCCCUUUAGGGGAAAACAAUGCCAUUUCAAUAGGACCUUUUCUUUUCUGUAUCUCCUGCCCCUCCCACACUGUGCUUUCCUCUCUCCUCUCAGAUUGCUCCCCUUUCCCUCCUAGUCUCUCAGCCAUUUUACCUUUUCUUCAGCUGCCAAAGUGCCGGUCUGAAUUUUGAAAAAUGCAUAGAGGUGAAAGAGGAAGUUGCAGAGAGCAUCACUCUUUCAGCUCUACGUACUUUUUUUGGGUGGGUGUGUACGUUGGAUAAUGACCUUUGCCAUAUUUUGUGGGAGGCAGGACUCAGAAAGUUUUCAGGUGCUAUAAGGGCAUGACACUAGUGACCCCAAAAGUUGAUGAAUGGGAACUGUGAGAUAGACCCCUCAUCCAACAAUCCACACCUAACAAAUUGAGGAAGGAGGAAUCAGGUGUGCUUGACUGCCUGCUAGGAAAAGGAGCCCUAUAUUUCAAAUAUUGAGGAUAGUGACUAUGAGAGCAGUGGUUUUCUACAUGGGAUGGCACUGACUGCUGCUUGACGUCUUAACAUUCGAUGUUCAGAGCUGCUUGGCAGUUGAUAUAUUGCCAAUAUAAGAAUACGUAUUUGAAGCCAUGUCGAAGAAAAGCCGCACAAAGGCAGAAAAGGACAUGGAGGCUGAAGCUGUCCAAGCAGCAGCGAAUGAGGAAUUGCGGAUGAAAUUGACAAACAUUCAGAUUGAAUAUCAGCAGGAAAAAGGCAAGGUGAGCAAACUGAGAGAGAAGCUCCAGGAAGCGAAACAAGAACGAGAACAGGAACAGCACAAACACACCGCCUACAUAUCUGAACUCAAGGCUAAACUCCACGAAGAGAAAAUGAAGGAACUCCAGGCUCUCCGAGAGGUACUCAUUCGGCAACAUGAACAAGAAGUGGCUCGUAUGGUGAAAAUCAAAGACAGUGAGAUCCAGCGAUUGCAGUCCACAGUGAAUGUCCUGCGGGACGGGGCAGCUGACAAAGUGAAAACUGCCUUGCUCAAUGAGGCCAGGGAAGAAGCCCGGAAAUCAUUUGAUGGUGAGCGCAUAAAGAUGCAACAGGAGAUACUAGAACUGAAGUCAGGGAAAAAACAGGUGGAAGAAGCCUUGAGUAACAUCAUGCAGGCAGAUAAGAUGAAGGCAGCUGACCUGCGCACAGCCUACCAGUCCCAUCAAGACGAAAUUAAUAGGAUAAAGCGUGAAUGCGAGAGGGACAUCCGUAGGCUGAUGGAUGAGAUACGAGGCAAAGAGAGAGUGAUUUUGGCUUUGGAGAAAGAUCUUGGUGUCCAGGCAGGCCAUACACAAAAGUUGCUGCUCCAGAAAGAAGCCCUGGAUGAACAACUUGUUCAAGUCAAAGAGGCAGAGCGGUUCCAUUCCAGCCCAAAGAAAGAGCUUCCUCCCUCUGUGGGAGAUAUGAUGGAACUCGUAGGAAACUCGGAGCAACAUAUGGAUGAACGAGAUGUGCGGAGAUUUCAGCUAAAAAUAGCAGAACUCAGCGCUGUAAUUCGGAAGCUGGAAGAUAGAAAUACACUUUUAGCAGAUGAAAGGAAUGAACUACUAAAGCGGUCUCGGGAGAUGGAAGUGCAGGUGAAGCCACUUGUAGAAAAAAACAGAAGGCUGAACAAAAAGAACGAGAGCUUGCUGCAGAGUAUACAAAGAAUGGAAGAAAAACUUAAGCGUCUUUCUAGGGAAAAUGUCGAAAUGAGAGAAAAGCUAUCUGCUCAGCCAACAAUGAGGAGGCACACAUCAUUGAAUGACCUUAGUAGCACACAUGAAGAACCAGAAGUUGAAUUUCUUAAAUUGCAAAUUAUAGAACAACGGCAUCUUAUUGAUGAUCUGACGAUGGAGCGGGAUCGAUGGUUACGCUCCAGGAAACAGAAGACGCAGAAUUUGAAACCCACAAAGAGGCAUGUUGUGGAGACAUUUUUUGGAUUUGACGAAGAAUCAGUGGAUUCAGAAACAUCAUCAGUAACUUCCUAUAAUACAGACAGGACUCCAGCUACACCAGAAGAAGACUUGGAAGAUAGCACCCCUAAAGAAGAAGCUGACUUGCGGUUCUGCCAGCUAACCAGAGAAUAUCAAGCUUUGCAAAGGGCAUAUGCAUUGCUCCAGGAACAGGUUGGGGGAACCCAGGAUGCAGAAAGAGAAGCAAGGACACGGGAACAACUACAAGCUGAUCUUCUCAGGUGCCAAGCAAAAAUUGAAGACUUGGAGAAAGCUCUGCUUGAGAGAGGACAGGACUCUAAAUGGAUAGAAGAAAAACAGGGGCUUAUCAGGACAAACCAAGAACUGCUAGAAAAGAUCUACAAGAUAGAACAAGAAGAAGAUCUGCUGAAGAAUGAGAUGCAGGAUGCCAAAGACCAGAAUGAGCUGCUGGAGUUCCGAAUCCUUGAACUGGAAGAGAGAGAACGAAGGUCGCCAGCUUUUAACCUCCAUAUAACUGCAUUCCCUGAAAACAAUGGAAGUGCACUUCAACUGUUUUGUCGUCACGAGGGAAUAAAGGAUGUGAAUAUUUCUGAACUUAUGAAGAAGCUAGAUAUCCUUGGUGAUAAUGGGAAUUUGAGGAAUGAAGAACAGGUUGCGAUAAUUCAGGCGGGGACUGUACUUUCUCUCUGUGAAAAGUGGCUAAAGCAAAUAGAGGAAACUGAAGCUGCCCUCACGCAGAAGAUGAUUGACCUGGAAAAUGAAAAGGACCUGUUCAGUAAACAGAAGGGUUAUUUAGAGGAAGAACUUGACUACAGGAAACAAGCCCUGGACCAGGCUUAUAUGAAAAUCCAGGAGCUGGAAGCCACCCUCUACAAUGCUCUGCAGCAGGAGCCAGGGAAGAGAGUGAGCGAAUCCCUGAAUGAGGCCCAGAGGGAGGACUUGUGCGCUGCCGUGGAAAAGGUGCGGAGACAGAUACUGAGGCAAAGUCGUGAAUUUGACUGCCAGAUUCUACAUGAGCGCAUGGAAUUGCUGCAGCAAGCACAGCAGAGAAUUCGAGAGCUAGAAGAGAAAAUUGAACUUCAGAAGCGGCAGCUCAAAGAAAUUGAGGAAAAGUUUUUGUUUCUUUUUCUGUUUUUCUCAUUAGCAUUCAUCCUGUGGUCUUGAUGAAUCUACAGCGAAAGGAUAUAUGGGUAUAAAAGGGCCUUUGGAUUGAACCAAUGAAUUUGUGUGGAAAUUUCAAAACUGUACAAGCAGUUCGAAGUCAAAGUCUCUUUAUUUUUCCUUGAUGCAGUUUGCAACUGUUUGUAUUUAUAUGUUAAGCUGUGGGCUAUUUGGGUUCCUCUAGGUAUUUUAUAAAAUUAUAGCUAUAAACUGGAAUUAUUUGAUAAGUUGAUAUAAGCCAGCACACACUAAGAAACUUAGUGCACUUUUGAGACAAGUAAAUUAUUUAUUAUUAUUUAUUAUAUUUAUAUACAAAACAAUGAAUAAAAAUGCAGGGGCCAUGAUUGACAGCAGUCUGAACUAUGUCUACCUCUGUGAGUGUUAUCGUUAGUCACCUACCUUUUUGUACCCAGUUGCAUGAUCUCAAAAGCACAGUCUUCGUUUCACAUAAAGACAUCUGCACUGGAGCUUUCAGUGCAAAGAAGCAGUGCUGGUUCAAUCUAGAGUGAGAGCUACUACAAGAACGGAACGAAUUAAAGACUGGACAUUACCAAGAAAGGGAGAAACGACUCCAGGAGGAGAGAAUGGCCAGGCGGAUCGGGGCAACUCCUGUGUUAGAAGAAGAAGAACUUAGAAGUUCUGUGAAAACUGAAAUGCUUGCAAAGAGAUUAUCGUGAUCUCAGAAACAAAAUUUAGUUUCUGGAAAGUGUUUGACUGGGGAAGUUGAGUAUUAACAACUAAAAUUCCUACUAUGAUGAAAUGAGAGAAAAAACCGCUCAGUUGAAGUUUAAGCUGUUGUGUAGUUUGGAGCUAGAAAAACUGAGGAUGAAAGAAUGAGUACUGAAAGAAACAUUUUAAGAAACACAACCUGUUAAAUAGAGCACCUUAAUGCUUCCAGGGUAGGGAAAAACCUGGCCAUAACCCCAUUUAUAUGGAUUUACAAUAUUGACCAUUUACAGUAUAUUUAAAAAGUUCUAGUCAAACAAAAAAAUGAGGAUGGGUUGGAAUAUGAAGACACACAAUGUUUGGCACAGAAGAAAAUGUGAUGUAUGUAUUUUUACAGCAUUGGUAAUAGAGAUACACUUUCUUCACCUUUAAGAAAAGUUACAAUAGCAAAAAAAUAAAAUGAUCUCAUAUUGGGAAUGUUUCUUGACGAAAGAUUGUGCAAAGAUAGCCAUAUGGGAUAUUAGGAGCAUUUCUUGGAUGAAUUCAAAUAACUUUUUGUAUCGGGUUUAAUUAGUUACACAUAAAUUUAACUCUAAUUAAAGAUGAACUGCAAAGAACAGGAUAAAUCUUCUUAGCCAUUAAAAAGUACAAAGCUAGCUAAAGGGAAAGCAAUAACCUAAAAAAAGAGUAAAGAAUCAAAUGCAAAAAUAUUUUCAUAAUACCAAUCCAGAAAUAUAGAAAAUAUGCAACAAUCAUGCUAAGUCAGAAAUGAUCUCAAAGUGGUUAAAUUCAUGUGAUGUUGGGAGAGGGGAGUGAUUUUUUUAAUUUAAAAAACUUGUUGAAAUAUCCAUCCCCCACCACCAAAGACAGAAGUCAUUAAUAUGAACUUAUUAAACCAACAACCUGCAAACUUUGAAUUGAGCAUGACCUACAUGGGAAAAGUAGGAUUGGACAACUUUAUAUUAAAAAUGGAAAAUGGAAUUAUCUAUGCAGUGGUGGAUAUAGUACAAUAACAAAUCUGCCAAGAAAUAUGUUCUUGUCACAAAAAGGGCUGUGAGAAGUAAUCUGAAAUAGUAACUCAUUGGCAGUGUUGUUCACAAGAAAAAAAAUUAGCCUUGAAUAAAGCUUAUUAUAUCAGC
This is a messenger RNA of Podarcis muralis (Common wall lizard), 5740 nucleotides long. NCBI's taxonomy places the organism in Eukaryota, Metazoa, Chordata, Lepidosauria, Squamata, Lacertidae. The record is from RefSeq and is a predicted model, not a curated record.